Messenger RNA from Angiostrongylus costaricensis, 633 nucleotides. The record is from the annotation of a GenBank genome assembly. Lineage: Eukaryota; Metazoa; Nematoda; Chromadorea; Rhabditida; Metastrongylidae.
AUGAUCACAAAUUUGGCUCCUUUGGUGGAAAAAUGUGAACGAUUGGGAAAUGAGUGCUUAUUGGCGCUCGACAACCACAUGAAUCUGCUCGCAGCUAUCAAAGGUUUUCGAAAUGGACUGAUGUAUGGAAUGAGGAUUCGCGCCCCGCAUGCCCUCGUCACGGUGGUCCUGUUCGGUGAAGGCACAGCGACCGAGAAGAUUCGCACGAUUUUGCAACUGACACGGAUACAUGCAAUGAAUCUGGCAAAAUUUGCGUUCAGCUACAAGCUUCUUCAUGGAUUCUUAAGGCGAAUAGAAGGAAAAACUUAUGAAUGGCAUUCUUUCAUUUCUGCGUUUAUCGUGGGAUACAUGGUCUUUGGUGAAAAUAAUGGGUACCAAUUUUUAAACUUACAAGAUAUACGAGUAUUAAUCGGUGGCGGCGCUUUUCUUCGUGUGAUUUCAGAAUAUCGUGUUUUUCCACUUUUUGCCGCUGUCGUAUGGGGGUUUGUGUUGUGGUUGUUCGAGCAUCACACUAACGUCUUACAAGGUUCGUAUUUUUUUCCGAAACAAAUAGAUGAUUGUGAUUUUGUUUUGUUUCUUCGGUCUUUUUUUCGGAUUUCACGUUGUUAUCUAAAAGCCGGUGAUUAUUUUUGA